Molecule: messenger RNA, 1317 nt
Organism: Ornithodoros turicata
Lineage: Eukaryota; Metazoa; Arthropoda; Arachnida; Ixodida; Argasidae
Exons: 13
Coding region: 135-1217 (360 amino acids)
Source: RefSeq, a predicted model, not a curated record
AUCGCCACAAAGGGAGAAGACGACGAGGAACGCGUGGAAUAAUUCGUGGAAGCUGUCAUGCGCAGGUGACUAAAGUCCUCGUUGAGUUCUCCACGGGACAAUCAGUUUUCUGAGGUGCUACGCUUCUCUCAAGGAUGUGUUACGCGAACACCAUAUUGCGCAUAAAGUUGUUGGCUGCCUUUUGCUUCUGCGUCAAUGUAGGUAACGUUUUGUACAUGUUUAUGCGUUACGAGGAUCUUCUUCCCACGGAACCAACUCACCCCCUAAAGCUGCUCGAAGAAAUAGCGCCUGCUGUCAAGAACCUUGACAGAUACAUGACACCAAUGGAGGGUACCCUAGUCGUUGGUGGACUCGCGGCCAUCAGCAUUGUCUUCGAUGCUUGUCUCUAUGUCGGCGUAGAAAAUGAAAAACCUCACUUAGUGCUCGCAGCUUGGGCCUGGGGAAUAUUGGAUUCGGCCUUCGACUUCACUAUCGGCGUUGCUGCGGCGAAUAUGAGCUUUAUGGACGGCUUGGCUCGUCCGACGGAACAUCCGACCACAGAACGGCCGUCCACUCGCUAUGGACAAUAUAACCCAGGACGUGAACCAGAAAGAGUAGUCAUGGAACCUAAACCGGAAGAAACAGAGGCAGACAACCUGACAGCCUCAAUGACCGCUGGUGCCGCAGAGGGACGAAAGAGGCCACGUGAUGUUGUCGUUGACGAGGAACAAGGCCGUCUACCGGGCUUGGCUCGUCCGACGGAACAUCCGACCACAGAACAGCCGUCCACUCGCUAUGGACAAUAUAACCCAGGACGUGAACCAGAAAGAGUAGUCAUGGAACCUAACCCGGAAGAAAUAGAGGCAGACAACCUGACAGCCUCAAUGACCGCUGGUGCCGAAGAGAGACGAAAGAGGCCACGUGAUCUUGUCGUUGACGAGGAACCAGGCCGUCUACCUGACGCGAAACUGACGGUCCUGUUGUUAUACGUGGUAUUCCGUCUUGUCUUCAAGGUGGUCGCAUUAGCUGGUAUCAAAGAAUACGUCAGUUGGAUGCGCGAAGGAAUCCGCAAGAAAGAACUGGCAGAGAAACUGGGCAAGAUGGCGCUACCGGUCACCGUCAAGUCACCCCCGGCCGCUUGCCCUCCAGCGCCUGCGUUUAAGCAUGGACCUCCGGAACAGAUAGCUCCUUGGCCGGAAGGCUUCAGUCCGGGCCUUGGAUUUCAACGACUCAAAUAGCCCGCAAACAGGAUAACGAUAUCUCUCAACGAUAAUGAGCCUCGACAUAAUGUUGACCUAAUGUUGUUCUACGAAACUAUUAAAUUAUUCGUGCAGUUGA